GAAAUAUAUGCAGGCGGCGCCACUGAACAUUAUCGAUAUCACCUUCCUCGAUAAAGACAAUUUUAGAAAAACAAAAAUGGACGUCACUCUCUUAGGCUCUAUUGCAGGUGUAAUUCUUCUUUUAAUCGUCGUUUGUACGGUGUUCCUAGGACGAAGAUCCGCUACGCGGAAGAAACAAACUAAUGUACCAGAGAGAGCCCCGCAAGGCAGACCAGUGAGACGAGCAGCAGGUCAGAGAAAUGCUAGACGUCGUAUGCAAACAAAUGUUGUUUCACAAGUAAAUGAUGAUGAAGAUGCAUCUGGAAAUGAAGGCAACGACGAAGCGGAUGAAAAACCAGAUAUAUCUGAUCAGAAGAUAGGUACCAAGAAGCGGGCAAAGUUAGCAGCAAAAGCAGAGAGGAAGGAACAACGAGAGCAAGCUGAACGGGACAGAGAGGAGCGUAGGAAGAGGGAUCAGUUGUUGCAGGAACAGAGGGAUAAAGAAUCCCAGAAGGAGCAUGAGGAGGAAUUGCGACAGGAAGAAGCAGAAAAGAAAGCAAGAGAGGAGAAGGAAAAGAGAGACUAUGAAGAAUAUUUAAAAAUGAAAGAAGCAUUUAGCAUAGAGGAUGAAGGAUAUGACAAGGAGCAACAGGAAGACGAAGAAAAUUUAUUGCAAGGAUUUGUUGAAUAUAUUAAAAAAAAUAAAGUAGUAAUCCUGGAAGAUCUGGCUGCAAUCUUUAACUUGAAAACAGCAAGCAUUAUAGACAGAAUUCAAGAGCUACAAACUAAUGGUAGCUUAACAGGCGUAAUCGACGAUCGAGGAAAAUUUAUUUAUAUCUCUCAGCAAGAACUCGAGGAUGUCGCGAAGUUCAUGAAACAGCGAGGUAGGGUCAGCAUCGUCGAAUUGGCCGAAAAUUCCAAUCGUUUAAUAAAUCUAAAUCCAGAGUCCAAAUCAAGCAUAGUGGAGGCUAGAUAGAUACACGCUUCUAGUGCAAUUACAAAAUUACAUUUAUUUUAUUCGUAUUUACAAGCGAUUCAAAUAUUUAAAGUUAAAAUAUUUAAUUGCUUGUAAAUACCUUUUAACCCUUUCUUUUGAGGGAAAUAAAUAAAGACUAUUCAGAUAUGUACUGUUCAUACAGAACGAGCAUAUCAUUUUUGAUUAAUUAUCAAAUAAAUAUACUGUAAGAAAUUUAUCCAUAAUGUGAACCAUCCAAUAAGAAGUGUAUAUUCUAGAGAAGCAGAAUUAUCAUGUAUAAACACAGUUUUAUUUAUACUCCACUUGUUAUGAAAUAUUAUAAUUUUAUUUAACUGUAAAUAAAAUAUAAAACUUAUUUACGUCAAGCUUUUUUUAUUAUCUCGAUAACAAUUCGGCGGAAUAAACGUUUAAAAUAAAUUAUUAAACAAUACAUUUUAUUUUCA
Hylaeus volcanicus is the source of this 1398-nucleotide messenger RNA. It is a transcript of the gene Ddrgk1, whose product is annotated as DDRGK domain-containing protein 1. NCBI's taxonomy places the organism in Eukaryota, Metazoa, Arthropoda, Insecta, Hymenoptera, Colletidae. The coding region runs from base 8 to 955 and encodes 315 amino acids. The record is from RefSeq and is a predicted model, not a curated record. The transcript is spliced from 2 exons.